Molecule: messenger RNA, 1563 nt
Organism: Vitrella brassicaformis
Lineage: Eukaryota; Vitrellaceae
Source: the annotation of a GenBank genome assembly
GUGACACUGUAUGCUUUGUGAACCAUGCGGACUAAUGGAUUAUGCGCAACUCAUGGUCAGUCAGAAUGUGCAGUGUGUGUGUGUCCGCUGGCAAAGAAGGUCUCGGCAGACACACACAAUCGUCUCGUCUUCGGCUUCCCUAUCCCUGACUCCUAUGUGUGUAUUUGAGUGCGAGAAUGACAGCGACACACAGCCCCACUAGUAUGAGCAGUAUCCCCAUGCAUAUGAAACACCCACACCGCCGACGCCGUGACCGGCGGUACUGAUCACCCUGCAUAGCAGAUGGGGAAAGGACGAGACACAGCAUGACAUUGACACGAAUGCUUUGCUGCAAUUGUGCUGACUGCCUGACCAUGAUGAGGGCUGUGUGGCCCCUCUCCACCUCAGCAGACGCCGGUGCGAGGUGGUGCUCGGCCAUGUCCAGCCCCGCCUGCUGGGACUGCACCUACACACACCACCAUAUGCAGUGGAUUUUCGCGAAUGUUCGGCGUGACACAGGCUACCCACCAGCAUCUCGACGUCCCUGAAUAGCUGUUUGAGAUCCUGCAUGUCCUCCUGCAGACGCGACAACUCCUCGUGCCGCCAACGCAGCACUGACACCUGCACCCAUGUGUAUGUGCACACACACAUAUGACACAUCCACAGGUGUGAGGCGUAGGUCUGCAUUUCAUGCGCACUUGUAGGCUGUCAGAGUCCUCUACCCGGAUGCUCUGCAGGGACCCACCGGCUCCCGUGGCCGCGGCGGACGCCCCACCGCUGACAAAACUCGACAAGAUGCUACCGCUACGAGACGCUGACGAAACAGAAUGACAUGUGGGGGUGAGAAAUAUCGGUGUUAAUGUUUCUUUUUUGUAUGUAAGUACAUCUUGAUAGUAUCGAUGAUGAAUGGCUGAGCCUCCUGAUUUCCCGCUCCUCCUUGUGCACGGAUCCCCUCCACAGGCGGUCGUAGCGGCGCAACAGCUGCAUUCCAAGGGAGGGACAAACACAUGACGGCCCCGCCCCGCCCCGCCCCUCUCACUCACGCGUGUGUAGCUUCUGCACGCGGCCUUGGCUUUGCUCUUCUCCCUGACGUUGGGCUGAAGGCUGCGGAACGCAGAAUGCGCCAGCCGGCAUCGCCGACGGCACUCAUCACGACUCUACCGAAGUACAAAGAGCACAUUGAUUGCAGUGUGUGUGUGUGUGGCGGCCUGCCUGCUGCAGAUGUUUGCGGAAACCAUCCUGAUGCACAAACCAUCCAUCCAUCCGUCCAUCCAUCCAUCCAUGCAGAUCCAUUCCAGAUCAAUGUGUCUGUAUUGGGUCUGUAUGGGAUGGAUACCGUAUCUCGUUUGGUGCCGACUUGUCUGGUCAGCUGCUCCACCUCCUCUAUUGCCUUCCUCAGCGACUCUACACCACGCUCGAACGCCGCAAUGCUAUCCACAGGGACCGCGCUCUCACCCGACGCAUCCUUGACAUCGCCAUGUUCCAAUGGCGGCAGGGGCGCACCCGCAGAUAUGGAUCGAGUGCGAGGGGAGUCGGAAGGGAACGAGGACAUCUGGAGGAAUAUCUUCCAGAUCUUCCGUCUGG